AAAACAUAGUGAGCUAAACGAAGCAAAAACAAGUUAAAAAUGGCUAAAAAACCUCUUUCAGCUUGGCCAUGGGAAAACUUGGGGAGUUUCAAGUAUGUGAUUUAUGGUCCAUUAGCUGCAAAUGUUAUGUAUUCAUGGAUCUAUGAAGAUUCCUAUAAGCAUCCAUGGUGUGUUCAUAUACUCAUUAUAUGUGCUUUGAGAGGUUUCAUGCACCAACUAUGGAAUUCUUACAACAACAUGCUUUUCCUUGGAAAUUGUCGGAUUAAGCAACAAGGAGUUGAAUUCAAGCAGAUUGACAAUGAAUGGGACUGGGACAAUUUUAUACUUCUUCAAGGUCUGUUAGCUACCAUGGCUUGCCUGAUGUUUCCGUCCAUGGAUGAUGAGUUUCCAAUAUGGAACACAAAAGGGUUUAUUACAUUGAUGUUAUUGCAUGUAAUGGUGUCAGAGCCAUUGUAUUAUUGGAUGCAUAGGUUCUUCCAUGGAAGAUACCUUUUCACCCAUUAUCAUUCACUUCACCAUUCAUCUUCGGUGCCCCAUCCCUUUACAGCUGGACAUGCAACAUUUUUAGAGCACCUUAUAUUAUCUAUGGUGAUUGGAAUUCCAAUAAUGGGGUCAAUUCUAAUGGGAAGUGGAUCAACAAGCAUGAUUUAUGGGUAUGUUUUGGGGUUUGAUUUUAUGAGAUGUAUGGGACAUUCCAAUGUUGAAGUUAUUCAUGGUGCAAUCUUCAACAAGUUACCUUUCCUUAGAUAUCUCAUCUAUACCCCCACGUACCAUAGCUUGCACCACUCAGAUAUGGGGACUAAUUUUUGCCUCUUCAUGCCCCUGUUUGAUGCAAUGUGGAAUACACUUAACAGCAACUCAUGGCAGCUUCACAAUAAAAUUACUUCGAAUUCAGGCGAAAAUGGGAGGGUUCCGGAUUUUGUGUUCCUAGCCCACAUAUUGGAUGUAAUGUCGGCGAUGCACAUUCCGUUCGUAAACCGAUCCUUCGCAUCAAUACCCUUCUCCACAAGGAUAUUUCUACUACCAUUUUGGCCUGCAACUUUGAUGAUAUUGCUAAUGAUGUGGGCAUGGUCCAAGACCUUCCUCCUCACUUUCUACAACCUUCGAGGCCGUUUGUACCAGACAUGGGUCGUUCCCAGAUUUGGUUUUCAGUAUUUCUUACCAUUUGCAGCUGAUGGCAUCAACAAGAAAAUAGAGGAGGCCAUUCUAAAGGCUGAUAGGAUGGGGGUCAAGGUCAUUAGCCUUGCAGCAUUAAAUAAGAAUGAAGCUCUAAAUGGAGGAGGAACAUUGUUUGUUAACAAGCACCCACAACUUAAAGUUAGAGUUUGCCAUGGCAACACAUUGAGUGCUGCAGUUAUUGUAAAAGAAAUUCCCAAAGAUGUCAAAGAAGUGUUCUUAACAGGCUCCACUUCAAAGCUCGGUCGAGCGAUCGCACUCUACCUUUCUCGAAGGCAUGUUCGUGUUCUCAUGUUAACUUCAUCGACCGAGAGAUUUCAAAAAAUACAAAAAGAAGCUCCAACGGAUACCCAAAACUACCUUGUCCAUGUUACCAAAUACCAAGCAGCUCAAAAUUGUAAGACAUGGAUUGCGGGCAAGUGGAUAACACCAUGGGAGCAAAGUUGGGCUCCAAGUGGAACACAUUUUCAUCAAUUUGUGGUGCCUCCCAUUUUAGCCUCCAGGAGGGACUGCACUUACGGUGAUCUUGCAGCCAUGAGGUUGCCUGAGGAUGUUGAAGGACUUGGGAGUUGUGAGUACAAGUUGGAGAGGGGAGUGGUGCAUGCAUGCCAUGCAGGAGGAGCAGUUCAUCAACUAGAAGGCUGGACUCACCACGAAAUUGGGCCAAUUGAUGUUGAUAGAAUCGAUCUCGUAUGGGAAGCUGCACUCAAGCAUGGUUUCCGGCCUGUGUUUCAACCUUAAACCGUAAUAUAUAAUCGAUAUUAAUGUAUUUUGAUAAACAUAUUUGGACAAAAACAAUAAUUAAGUAUUAUGUGUGAUUUUUAUUUGUAAAUUCCUUUAAAAAUAGGGUUAGUAUAUACGGAAAUAUUUAAAUUUGAUAAUUUAGAUUUAUUUGGCAUUAAA
Messenger RNA from Gossypium arboreum, 2079 nucleotides. Its product is annotated as very-long-chain aldehyde decarbonylase CER3. The coding region runs from base 40 to 1917 and encodes 625 amino acids. Gene Ontology annotation, biological process: lipid biosynthetic process. The transcript has 11 exons. The record is from RefSeq and is a predicted model, not a curated record. NCBI's taxonomy places the organism in Eukaryota, Viridiplantae, Streptophyta, Magnoliopsida, Malvales, Malvaceae. Gene Ontology annotation, molecular function: iron ion binding; oxidoreductase activity.